Molecule: messenger RNA, 618 nt
Organism: Lasiodiplodia theobromae
Lineage: Eukaryota; Fungi; Ascomycota; Dothideomycetes; Botryosphaeriales; Botryosphaeriaceae
Product: Coiled-coil domain-containing protein 25
Exons: 5
Coding region: 1-618 (205 amino acids)
Source: RefSeq, a predicted model, not a curated record
AUGGUCUAUUACUUCACCAGCAACGUCGUGUCGCCGCCGGCGUUCAUCUACGUUGGCAAAGACAAAGUUGAGAACGAGGAGCUGAUCAAGUUCGGUUGGGAAGAGGAUGUGUGCGCGCACAUUUACGUCCGUCUCCGUGAGGGCGAGACCUGGGACAGCAUUCCCGAAGAGCUAUUGAAGGACUGCGCACAGCUGACCAAGGCCAACUCGAUUGAGGGUAACAAGAAGAACAACAUCACUGUUAUCUACACGCCAUGGUCCAACCUGAAGAAGGAUGGCAGCAUGGCAGUUGGCCAGGUUGGUUUCAAGGAUAACAAGAAGGUCAAGCGCAUCCACGUUGUAGAGCGCGAGAACCCCAUCGUCAACCGUCUCAACAAGACCAAAGUUGAGAAGUUCCCAGACUUGCGCCAGGAAAGGGAGGAUAGACAGCAAGAGCUCAGGAAGAAGGACCGCGCGACGCAACAGGAGCGGAAAAAGGAGGAAGCCCGUAUUGCCAAGGAGCGCAAGGAACUGGCAUGGCAGAGAGAUCAUGCUUACGAUGACGUCCACUCGGAAGACCUGGUGGCGCAAUCGAGCAACCAGGACCGGGAUGAGGAUUUCCUCGAUGACUUCAUGUAG